Tupaia belangeri chinensis (Chinese tree shrew) is the source of this 1821-nucleotide messenger RNA. RefSeq names its product crystallin gamma S (gene CRYGS). Gene Ontology annotation, molecular function: structural constituent of eye lens. NCBI's taxonomy places the organism in Eukaryota, Metazoa, Chordata, Mammalia, Scandentia, Tupaiidae. The record is from RefSeq and is a predicted model, not a curated record. The transcript is spliced from 3 exons. Bases 1186 to 1722 code for a protein of 178 amino acids. Gene Ontology annotation, biological process: lens development in camera-type eye; visual perception.
CAUACCACCUGCUGGCCCCAUGAGUUGAAUCUUGUGGGUAUCUCAUUUAUGAAAUUAUUUAUUGUAUAACUUUGUUAGACAGAUGAGGAAGUCAGACUACUAAAGAAUUUACUUGACAGGGAAAAUUAAAAUGGAGAAGAAUUGAUUUGUUGUUACUUUGAGUUUAUUUAAGAUGAAUGUCAUUUUUAAAAUUAGAGGUAUUUUAAGGGCCAAAAAUAUCCUCUGAACUGGUCCCAGGAUACUAUCAUGAGUAGAAAAAUCCCACCUAAAAGGUGGCAAGUUGGGCUUACCUUAAUCUUUGCAAAGUCAGAAGUCUCUCAGUAGCUUUCUGUCUCUUUACAUACUUGUGGAUUAGAACUCUUUAAAGCAAAUUUUUUUUUUAAACUUCUGAGCUUAAAGAACAGUUGCAGAAUGGAUCUACAUAAUCAGAUCUCACAUUUUAAUCAGAGUCACAAAUUGUUAACAUUUUGCUGUGUUCACUAUACUGGCCCCUGUAUUGUAUUUUACUUUAUUUUUGCUCAACAGUUUGAGAGGAGUUUGCAGAUAUCUUGGACUGAAAUACGUUAGCAUAUAUCUCUUGAGAACAAAGACAUUCUCUAACCUGUAUAAUAGUAUUAUCUAAUAUACAGUCUCUACUAGAAUUUUUUCUCAUUGCCUCAAAAAUGUCCUUUAUAGUGACUUAUUUUCCACCCAAAACCCAAGAUCAUGCAUUGCUUCUAGUUGUCAAGUAAGUUUUGUUCCCUCUGGAACAUGUCACUACUGUCCAGAAAUGCAGGAUAGUCUUUUGACUGAUUUCCUGCAAGCUUUGUUGAAAAAGAAAAAAAGACAUUAGGAAUUUCAAAGAGACUGCUUGCUGAAAAACCAAAUUGCUCAGGGAAUUUGUUUUUAAUUUUUAAAACUUUGGCUGGGUUUUGGUGUCUUGACUCAGCAAAGUUGAUAAUGCAGCAGGGCUUGGUAAGCAUUAAAGAGGGCACUGAAGCUUUCCUUUAUUUCAUAAUCCCAAUUGUUUUUCUAGAAACCAUCAAUAGCCUCUAAAUGACUGACUCAAUUUUUGGAUCCUAUUCUCAUGACCAAGCAAAUGUUUGAUUUGAAACCAGCCCAGUAUAAAUGUCUCUGUGCCUCUAACUCUCUGUAGCUAUUCCUGGAUUUCUUUCAGCACUGGGAAAACCAACCUAUGCACCAAAAAUGUCUAAAACUGGAACCAAGAUUACUUUCUACGAAGACAAAAAUUUCCAAGGCCGCCGCUAUGACUGUGACUGCGACUGCGCAGACUUCCACAUGUACCUGAGCCGCUGCAACUCCAUCCGCGUGGAGGGUGGCACCUGGGCUGUGUACGAGAGGCCCAACUUCGCCGGGUACAUGUACAUCCUACCGCAGGGCGAGUACCCUGAGUACCAGCGCUGGAUGGGCCUCAACGACCGCCUCAGCUCCUGCAGAGCUGUGCAUCUGCCUAGCGGAGGCCAGUAUAAGAUUCAGAUCUUUGAGAAGGGGGAUUUUAAUGGUCAGAUGUAUGAAACCACUGAAGAUUGCCCUUCCAUCAUGGAGCAGUUUCACAUGCGAGAGAUCCACUCCUGUAAGGUGCUGGACGGUGUCUGGGUUUUCUACGAGCUGCCCAACUACCGCGGCAGGCAGUACCUCCUGGACAAGAAGGAGUACCGGAAGCCCAUCGACUGGGGCGCGGCUUCCCCAGCAGUGCAGUCUUUCCGCCGCAUUGUGGAGUAAUGGCGUGGCUGGGGCUAAAGGCUUCUUCCUUGGGGCCACGUGCUGGCUGGCCUUGUGAUCCAGAUACGCACAUAAAUAAAACCAUUGGCAUGCAUCCCA